CGGUGCCUGUUGGAUUCAUCACAGCGUGCAACGCCCCCCCUGAGCUGCCGCCUCCCUCCUCUACUCCGCCACGCCUGCGCCUUCCUCCGCUGGCCUCGGCGUCCCAGAGCGGGAUGGAGCGCGCCAUCGUCUCGGGCAUGGUGAGGCGUCCUCCAGUACGCCUCCGGCCUGCAGCGCGGUCUCUCGUGCCGAACUCGCCCUCCAGGCCCGCUGGUCGGUCCUUCAGCGGCGGCGCUUAGGUGACCCAGCCGCCCACAAUUUCCAGCUCCAUGGCUAUAAUAAAUACAUUACUUCAUGGAAGAUAUAUGCGAGCAUACCGUGAAAGGUUGCGAAUGGCCAAAAGUGGCAUCCAACUGGCCUCUCCUGAAUAAGAAAUUUUUGCUGGACCAAAAAGCUUGCCUGACAAACCCAAAAUCCGUGGGUAGUGAAGCUCCCUGGCAGAUCCCUGUUUUGUAGUGAGUGUACACAUGGGACAAGUGAAGACACCUUAUAGACAACCGAAUCGAUCAUUUUUUAUAGAGGAUUAGUUAUUGCUAAUCAGGCUCUGCUUGGAGGAUCUUGGAUGGCUCUUGUUAGGAUGCUUGGAGGAUCUUGGAUGGCUCUUGUUAGGAUGCUUGGAGGAUCUGCGAUCGCUCUUGUUAGGAAGCAUUCUAUGAUAAGUAGGUAAGCACGGCUGGCUCUACGGAGUGAACCAUCUGUAGUAAGUUUCUAACAACUCUAAACUGAAGCCAUAUGCAAUUAACCCGUCCGAAGACAAGGCUGAUUAACCAUCCGCGAUAAACCGUCAUGGAGAAGCCUUUUCCUACAUUGCAUUCACCAGCUGGAAUCUUUGCAGGCUCCAAGGAUUGAGCACUCAUCGAUCGAGCCAUGCAUGUGAACUGGUGUGUACAUUAAUUCCACACAUGAUCCAGACUGCUCCAUGUCUCAGUUCUUUAACAAUUCAAUUCCCAAAAGGUACCUCUGUCGUGCACACUUAAUUAACGAGUUAGUUGAUGCAAAGCUGGAUGGCCAGGUUUAACUAAAGACACUUCUUUAGUAUACUCUGUUGUUUAGUCGAUACUAGUAAUUAUUAUGUCCACUCUACAGAUGAGCUUUCUGGCACGCGGGCAUGGUAGGUGAGAUCUAACGCUCGCUGCUGCCUGCCGGUGGCCGGAACACGCUCGCACGCAACCUUAUAAGCUGGAGACCGGCGACGCUGUGCCUGCCAGCUGGUACUGUAGCGAGCUAGGAAGGUAGGUAGCCUUGCUUGCUCGAUCGAUCAACCAACACUAGUUGAUGCCAUGUUGCAGGUGGUGAUGCUGCUGCUGCUGACAUCAUUGGCCGGAGCAACAGUUGAACCAGAGGAGGCGAUCGGAAUGCCCAACUGCAACAUCACCUGCGGCAGCAUGAGUGUGCCUUACCCGUUCGGCAUGGGCCCUCCCGGCUGCUAUUGGACGGGCUUCAACCUCACCUGCAGCUACCCCACGGGCACUGGCAAAGGCGAAACCCCACGGCUGCUGCUCGGUGACGGCACCCUCCAAGUCGAGGAUCUUGACUUGGCGAAUUCCCUGCUGCAAGUGACAAGUACCGGCGGCGUAACAGUCGACGCUGCCGGCAAUGGCACGCUCGGCGGAGGUGUCAGGGACGGCAUGCCCUACACGCUGCUGACGGGCGUGAACGAGCUCACCCUGACAGGUUGCAAUGUGCGGGCGACGGUCAAGAGCGGCAACAUCACCAUGGCCAGCUGCUCUGCUGUCUGCGAUGCCUACAACACAACGAUGCCAGACAUACUGACACGCGACUCAUUGCCAUGCUAUGGGAAUCGCUGCUGCCAGGCGGAGAUCAUCAUCAACCACCAGGUGGUAGCCGGAGAGCUCGUCCCCAUCACGUCCUACGACGUUGAGCUCAUAUACUUGGGUUGGAACCGCAGCUCGGAUGUGGCGCGAGUCCCCACACGUGUGUUCAUCGCCAAGAAGGGGUGGUUCGAGCAGGUCUGGCUCGCUACCGAUCACCCUGAUCAGCCAAACCAAAGACCAUCGGAGGAUGUGACGUUGCCUGUGCCCAUUUGGCUGCAAUGGGAGGUCGUUGGCGACGGUGUAGAGCCAGCAGAUCGCAACAGGACAACCCUCGAGUGUCCUGAGGAAGUAGCUCGCAGAGUCUGCAAGAGCAAGCACAGUUAUUGCCGUAAGGGUACAAUAGGCUACACGUGCUCAUGUGCAGAUAAUUUCCAGGGAAAUCCUUACAUAACCGAUGGCUGCAAAGUUGUCGACAAGUGCAAGCAGAAUGGGGAUCAUCGCUGCUAUGGUGUCUGUACCGACACAGGUAACUGCACGUGCCCACCAGGAACCAAUGGGAACCCUUACCUGCCCGGUGGCUGCGCCAGUUCCGUUGCUGGGAGCUGCAGCCAUUCCUGCGGGGACGUGUUGGUGCCGUACCCAUUUGGUGUGGGCCAAGACCACCACUGCUACUGGGAAGGGUUCAACCUCACCUGCCACGACACAGGCAAUGAGCCACCGCGGCUGUUCCUUGAUAACAACAUGACCACCCAAAUUGUGGAGAUCUCCACCCGGAACAAUACAGUCCGCACCCACGGUACCAGUGUCAUCAGAAUACCAAGGCCAACGGAUGGCACCACGGGUGAUGGCAACUUAACAAUCGAUCUUACCAUCGACGGCCGCAGAGAGGUGCCCUACUCACUGUCGGCCCACAAUGAGUUCAUCCUCACGGGGUGCAACCUGAUGGCGAAACUGACCGGGGACAGUGAACCGAGCGUUGUCAGCGCUUGCGCCUCCUUCUGCUCCCCCGAGGACACCAAGAAACAGAACGAUCAGUGCAACGGCAUGGGCUGCUGUAAGGCUCCCAUCUCACUGUACAACAACAGCAUGCCUACUGGAGUGAACUACAAAUGGUUUGACAAGGGCUACGGCGACGACGAAUCGCCGUCCGACGCCUACUUGCUUCUCGCGGAGGAGGGGUGGUUUGAUCAGCGGCGGGUCUCCAGUGAGCUGCUACCAGAGAGAUGGGAAUUUGAGCUGCGGACUCCAGUUCUUCUGCAGUGGGAAGUAUUGCAUGGCUUCUCGUCGAUGGCGUCAGUUGACGCCGUCAAGUCUUCGCACCCGAAUUGUCCUCCUGAGGUGGCCAACAGCCUAUGCAAAAGCAGGCAUAGCUACUGCAAACAAGGGAGCAGAGGCGGCUAUUCUUGCCAUUGCAACAAGGGUUACGAUGCUAACCCGGAUUCCAACCCAUACAUCUCCGACGGAUGCCGAGGUCGCCGCAAGUCCUUUACUACAGGUAUAUACAUCGGUACAGGAGUUGCUAUUGGAGCUGGUCUCAUACUUUCGUUUUUCACUGCCUCCUCUGUUUUGAAAAAACUCAAACACAGAAGGGCACAAAUGUUGAAGCAAGAGUUCUUCGAGAAAAAUCGUGGGCAAUUGUUGCGACAAUUGGUAUCUCAAAGAGCUGAUAUUGCAGAAAGAAUGAUCAUAACCUUGGAAGAGAUAGAGAAGGCAACCAACAAUUUUGAUAAAGCACGUGAGCUUGGCGGUGGAGGGCACGGUACAGUUUACAAAGGGAUCUUAUCCGAUCUCCAUGUCGUAGCCAUUAAGAAACCUAAGAUGGUGGUUCAAAGGGAGAUUAACGAGUUUAUUAACGAGGUUGCCAUCCUAUCACAAAUCAACCAUAGAAAUGUGGUAAAACUCUAUGGUUGUUGCCUUGAAACAGAAGUGCCCCUAUUGGUCUAUGAGUUCAUAUCCAAUGGUACCCUUUAUGAACAUCUUCACACCGGUGUAUCAAGAUCUUUAUCAUGGAACGAUAGGCUGCGGAUAGCAGUUGAAACAGCUAAAUCUCUAGCCUAUCUUCACUCAACAGCUUCAAUACCUAUCAUUCAUAGAGAUGUGAAAUCUGUUAACAUACUUUUGGAUGACAGUUUGACAGCAAAGGUAGCCGACUUUGGAGCUUCGAGGUACGUUCCAGUGGAUCGUUCAGGGGUAACAACAAUGGUGCAAGGUACGAUAGGAUAUCUGGAUCCAAUGUACGUCUACACACAGCGGCUCACGGAGAAAAGCGAUGUUUAUAGUUUUGGCGUCAUUCUUGUUGAACUGUUGACUAGAAAGAAGCCAUUUUCAUAUGCGUCACCUGAAGGCGAUGGCCUCGUUGCACAUUUCGCAAGCUUGUUUGCAGAAGGAAAAUUGCCGGAGAUACUAGACCCACAAGCUAUGGAAGAGGGAGGCAAAGAAUUGGAAGCAGUUGCUACACUUGCACUCUCAUGUGUAAAAUUAAGGGGAGAGGAUCGGCCGGCCAUGAGGCAGGUGGAGUUGACUCUCGAAGCCGUUCGAGCAUCCAAUCAGGAUGCUUUAGCUAACCCGUUGGUUGAGGGAUGUGAGAAGAAUGUUAUUGCGGUAAAUUGUCCACGAGCUGAAGAUGGAAUAAGCACCGAAGAAUCGACCAGACAAUUCAGUAUGGAAGAAGAGCUGUUGUUAUCUUCAAGGUAUCCUCGUUAGCUCUGCUUGAGCACAAGUGAUCAACAGAGUUUAGUUUCUGAUGUUAGUUUCUUUUGCAUUCAGUUAAGAAAAAUUGUUGCUAGGAAAUGCAAGUUGUGCUGAAGUUUAGGAUACUCAUCGUGUGGCACUAACUAAUUACUGUAAUGCUGAGCGGCAAUCAUAGUCGAUAAUUUAGGCCACUCACAAACAAAAUGUGCUGUAUGUAUAAUGUCAAACAUGCAGUGUUAAAUUAGUACAGAAGAAGGAAAAUGAUGGACUGCAGAGUGCAAAUAAUUAAGGAGGAAGGGGAGAA
Brachypodium distachyon (stiff brome) is the source of this 4770-nucleotide messenger RNA. RefSeq names its product wall-associated receptor kinase 2. Gene Ontology annotation, molecular function: ATP binding; polysaccharide binding; protein serine/threonine kinase activity. The transcript has 8 exons. Lineage: Eukaryota; Viridiplantae; Streptophyta; Magnoliopsida; Poales; Poaceae. Gene Ontology annotation, cellular component: plasma membrane. Bases 1281 to 4478 code for a protein of 1065 amino acids. The record is from RefSeq and is a predicted model, not a curated record. Gene Ontology annotation, biological process: cell surface receptor signaling pathway; protein phosphorylation.